AUGGCGAACUUAUCAAAUGAGCUGGUUCAGUACAGGGGGCUCUUCCUGUUUAUUCUUGUGCUGGGCAUUGGAGGCACAUUUCAGUACGGCUUCAACAUUUCUGUAAUGAAUGCCCCUUCUCCGUUCAUGAAAGCCUUCAUCAACCAGACAUGGAUAAGAAGGUACGCAACACCAAUCCCACCGGAAACACUGACCCUGAUUUGGUCCUUUGUGGUGUCUGUUUUCAGCAUUGGUGGACUGAUUGGAUCUACUGCUUCUGGAUACUUUAUAGGGAAAUUUGGGAAGAAGAAGUGUCUGCUGUAUAACUGCCUACUGCCACUGGCCAGUGCUUUGCUCGUGGGAUUGAGCCGUACAGUCAACAGCAUUGAAAUGAUCAUGGUUGGACGCUUCCUUUGUGGCUUUUAUUCAGGUUUGGGAAUUAAUGUCCAUGCACAGUUUGCUGGAGAUAUCGCACCCCGGAAACUACGUGGAUUCAUCAAUGCCACUGGCCCCUUGUUUGUAACUCUGGGCAAACUAUUUGGGCAGAUUGUUGGACUCAGGGAGUUCUUUGGGACGGAAUCUCUAUGGCCCCAACUUCUCCUCACCAGUGGCAUUAUAUCAUUUGUCCAGCUGGUGGCGUUGCCCUUCUUCCCAGAAUCCCCUACAUACCUCCUACUGGACAAGGGUGAUAAGGAAGGUUGUAUGAGAGCCCUGAAGCAACUCUGGGGGGAUAGAGACCACCAGCCCCACAUUGAUCAGAUGAUGAAAGACCAUGGCUCAAGUAAAAGAAAGAUGAGUGCCUUGGAACUUCUGAAGGACCAAUCCCACCGCUGCCAGCUCUGUGUAAUGAUUGGCAUGAUCCUCUGUUUGCAGCUCAGUGGUGCCAAUGCAAUUUAUUUCUACUCAUAUGAUGUGUUUCAAGCAGCUGGCUUCCCUCAGGAUCAGAUUGCAUACGUUUCAUUGGGGGUCGGGGCAUUUGAAUUUAUUUCUGCCUUAAUCUGUAGCCUGCUUAUUGAUCGCUUUGGAAGGAGGGUGCUGAUUUUGGGAGGAUACAGCCUGAUGACUCUGACAUUGGGAAUCCUUACAGUUACUCUUUCCCUACAAGAUGCAUACAUCUGGAUGCCGUACUGCAGCGUGGCUUCCACAUUUCUCUUUAUUUUUCUAUAUGGCGCUGGACCAGCGGGUGCCACAAUAUCGACAUGCGUUGAAAUCUUCCCCCAAGUUCCACGAGUUCCAGCUUUUGUCAUUUCAGGAUGUUUCAGCUGGUUGGGACUUUACAUCCUUGGAAUGGUCUUUCCAUAUAUUGUUGGAACCCUGAACCAUUUCUGCUUUCUAUUGUUCAUGGCCGUUAUCGUCAUCUCGGCCACUUUAAUAUUUUUUAUUGUUCCUGAAACAAAGGGUAAAACAAUAGCACAAAUUUCAGAGGAAUUUAACAAGUUCAACUUCAGGAGGCAGCACAAACAGAACAAAGCAGAAGCCCAAGACUGCAUAAUAAGCACCAGACUGUGAAACAUCAGUAGGUCAUCACUCCCCAAGCUUGCCCUGUGAGAUUCCAAAACAUGCCUCCAUUCUCCAAGUGUGCUCUGAGUACCUGACUGUAAAUCCCCAAAGCAUGCCACCAAGGCAGCCUAAUCUCAUGACGUGCAAUUAAAACAAAAGCCUGAUCAACUAA
This is a messenger RNA of Spea bombifrons (plains spadefoot toad), 1651 nucleotides long. Its product is annotated as solute carrier family 2, facilitated glucose transporter member 11-like. The coding region runs from base 1 to 1488 and encodes 495 amino acids. NCBI's taxonomy places the organism in Eukaryota, Metazoa, Chordata, Amphibia, Anura, Pelobatidae. Gene Ontology annotation, biological process: monosaccharide transmembrane transport. Gene Ontology annotation, molecular function: hexose transmembrane transporter activity. Gene Ontology annotation, cellular component: membrane. The record is from RefSeq and is a predicted model, not a curated record. The transcript has 12 exons.